AUGCCAAAUGUGACUAUUAAAUGGAGGAAAGGACGAGAGGGUUUCGUCACAAGAAGGAGAGCAGGCUAUUGUAGACUGAGUCUGAGUCCUCUGUUCAACGGAUUUACAGCUUCAGAAGUGCUAGCGGUUCUUGUGAGCCCCCAAUAUCUAAGUAUCUUCAUAUUCCUCACUGGGUCCGCCCAUGUGGUCAUAUCUCAGGCUGCGGACCAACAUGCUGAGGUCUUUCGGCUUUCAAUAGCGUUUUCAACCUUUGCUGGUUCUUUCGCUGACCACAGAUCAAUGUUUGGCGCCGUUACGGAGUACAUUGAGGCCAUUGCCAAUCGUACUUUCGCACUCGUCAUCCUAAACGAGCCUCUGGUGAUACUUACCCGAACGAAACUUCUUCUGGUGAGAACAGAGCAUGUUCGUGUACCAACGGAGUCGAGGCUUUCAUUCAUGAUGCCAGUAGACUUUGACGUUGGCGCACGAAAGGGUCAAAGCGCCGCGUAG
Molecule: messenger RNA, 489 nt
Organism: Letharia columbiana
Lineage: Eukaryota; Fungi; Ascomycota; Lecanoromycetes; Lecanorales; Parmeliaceae
Exons: 2
Coding region: 1-489 (162 amino acids)
Source: RefSeq, a predicted model, not a curated record